AAUGAACGCCAGAUAAUCUGUUCUUUUACCAUCACCACGCAAUGUCAUCCACAACUAGGCCAGUCGUUUUCAUGGACAUCAACAUCGGCGAGACACCCGCAGGACGUCUCAAAAUGGAGCUUUUCAGUGAUAUAGUGCCCAAAACAGCGGAAAACUUCAGACAGUUGUGUACAGGAGAAUUUCGAGUCAAUUCACGACCUCAAGGUUAUAAGAAUGCUACGUUUCACAGAGUUGUGCCCAAAUUCAUGUGUCAAGGCGGAGAUUUUCUGAAAGGUGACGGGACGGGAUCGUUUUCGAUUUAUGGUGACGACUUUCCGGACGAAAACUUCCAAGAGAAACAUACUGGUCCUGGAUUAUUAUCCAUGGCAAACUCGGGUCCUAACACGAACGGCUGUCAAUUCUUCAUAACUACUGCUGCAUGCGACUUCCUGGACGGUAAACACGUUGUUUUCGGAAAAGUCAUCGAUGGGAUGCUCACCUUAAGGAAAAUCGAGAAUGUUGCAACAGGUCCAAACAACCGACCAAAGUUAGUAGUGAAAAUCACUGAAUGCGGUGAAAUGUGAAGAACAAUGAUAAUGAUACAUUCGCACCCAAGGAAUGGUCAUUUUGCAAUCAAGUAUUGUUAAAUGUUGGCAGUAGUUGUGACAUUAAGCAUUACUGAAAGUACCAAAUGUUUUGGCAACAAAUAAGACAGUAUGAUUCUGAAUAGAGGUUACUACA
Molecule: messenger RNA, 720 nt
Organism: Lentinula edodes (shiitake mushroom)
Lineage: Eukaryota; Fungi; Basidiomycota; Agaricomycetes; Agaricales; Omphalotaceae
Product: cyclophilin-like domain-containing protein
Exons: 10
Coding region: 42-563 (173 amino acids)
Biological process (GO): protein peptidyl-prolyl isomerization; protein folding
Cellular component (GO): intracellular membrane-bounded organelle
Molecular function (GO): peptidyl-prolyl cis-trans isomerase activity
Source: RefSeq, a predicted model, not a curated record